Messenger RNA from Athene cunicularia (burrowing owl), 4839 nucleotides. RefSeq names its product 5-hydroxytryptamine receptor 1F (gene HTR1F). Bases 609 to 1709 code for a protein of 366 amino acids. Gene Ontology annotation, cellular component: plasma membrane. Gene Ontology annotation, molecular function: G protein-coupled serotonin receptor activity. Gene Ontology annotation, biological process: adenylate cyclase-activating adrenergic receptor signaling pathway. The record is from RefSeq and is a predicted model, not a curated record. The transcript has 5 exons. NCBI's taxonomy places the organism in Eukaryota, Metazoa, Chordata, Aves, Strigiformes, Strigidae.
GCCCGGCCGGGUGGUGCCUCCCCUCCCCUCCUCUGAUGGUGUUUUCUUCUUUUUCAUUUUUGGCGGGGGAGCGGCGGCUGCGGAGGGCAGCGCUUUGCUCUCCGCGCUCGGGGGCCGGCGCCUGCCGCGGUGCGGAUGCGUGUGGACGAGUCCUCGUGAAACCAGCUCCCGACGUUUCCAAAAAAAACCCAAACCCAAACAAACCGCCCACUUGGAUAAUUAAAACGGUUUUUGGCAGUAUCUGGUGUUGCUAAGGGUGAUUUAAUUCCUAAUUCCAGCCCAAUCCCCAGGCUUACUGGCACAGAGGCAGUUUUUUCAAGGCUAUUCCAAACACAGGAGAUGAAUCCCUGCUGCAGAGGAGGAGCACACUGACAAGUCACCUUCACUCCUCUUCUAACAAACUCUUCUGAGACCCAUUCUCCCUCAAAGCUGUCCUGACUGGAAAACAUGGAGCACUUCGUAACAUUCAUGGAAUAAUGAAGCAAGGACAAAGCCUCCUGGAGGGAGACGUGUCAAAGGAGUCACAGCCAGCAUCCUGCAAUUUAUACAGCCUCAGUAGGAAAUAUGAAGGUAACAGCUACCGAUAAAGAUCACCUUUAAAAGGGAACAUGGAUUUAAUAAACUCAACUGAACAAAACAGUACAUCAGAAGAACUAUUCAAAUGGGUGACAUCCAAGAUUCUCAUUUCCAUUACCCUGUCUGUGCUUGCACUAAUGACAACCGCUAUCAAUUCACUCGUAAUGACUGCAAUAAUUGUGACAAGAAAGCUCCACCACCCGGCCAACUAUCUAAUCUGCUCUCUUGCAGUGACUGAUUUCCUUGUGGCAGUACUAGUGAUGCCCUUCAGCAUUGUCUACAUUGUAAAGGAGACCUGGAUCAUGGGACAAGUGGUGUGUGACAUUUGGCUGAGCGUGGACAUUACGUGCUGCACAUGUUCCAUCUUGCAUCUCUCUGCCAUUGCUUUGGACCGGUACAGAGCAAUCACGGAUGCUGUGGAAUAUGCACGGAAAAGGACACCUAAGCAUGCUGGCAUCAUGAUUGCCGUGGUAUGGAUCAUAUCCAUUUUCAUCUCCAUGCCGCCUUUGUUUUGGCGGCACCAGACGACCAGCAGGGAUGAUGAAUGCAUCAUCAAACACGACCACAUUGUUUUCACCAUUUACUCUACAUUUGGCGCCUUCUAUAUCCCAUUGGCCUUGAUUCUGAUCCUUUAUUACAAGAUAUACAAGGCAGCAAAGACAUUUCACAGAAGAAGCAUCAGCCGGAUUGUAAGGGAGGAGGUAAACGGACAAGUCCUUUUGGACGCAGGUGAAAGAAGCACCAAAUCGGCUUCAAUGCCCAGCACAACAGAGAAGACAUCAGAUCCCCUGGUGAACUGUGAUAAAAUCAAUAUCACCCUACGAAGCCCCAGGUCUGAAUCAAAGCACGAGAAGUCCUGGAAAAAACAGAGAAUCUCUAGCACAAGAGAGCGAAAGGCAGCAACUACGCUGGGUCUGAUCUUGGGGGCAUUUGUGAUCUGCUGGCUUCCUUUUUUUGUAAAAGAAGUAGUUGUUAAUACCUGUGAAAGAUGUCACAUCUCAGAAGACAUGUCUAAUUUCCUAGCAUGGCUGGGAUAUAUAAAUUCCCUUGUUAACCCUCUAAUCUACACAAUUUUUAAUGAAGAUUUCAAGAAAGCCUUCCAGAAGCUUGUGAGGUGUAGGCAAUAUCUUUAAGAGCUUUUGUUCCUAUAAGGAGAACAUACUCAUUGUUUUUUAACCUGUAUAAAUUUAUGUAACUGAGAUGGCAUUUGUUGUAUUUAAGGAAAAUCACCAAGACUCUGCAUUUACAUUAUGACUUUUUUGUAUCAGUAGUACUGGGAGCAUAAAUUGCCCAAGUUUUAAAGAGAUGGAUCAUCUGGGAUCAGUUUUGCUCCGGAAAAAGAGGUAGCAUAUUGUGGCUCUGAUCCGGUUGGGAUUUGCACAGCUGCCUAGCUUGAAGCAUAAGGUAUUACCUUAAAUAUGAAGGAACUAUCUACUUGAAGUAGACAAAGAAACAAAUUUUUUUUAAAAAGGUAACCCUCCAUCAUCAAUGAAAUUUUAAGCAAAACAACACACAGGUUUUAAACACUAACUGUAAGAAGAUAGAAAAUACACCUUGGAAUUAAGCAUGAUUUUAUUAGUUUGGCACAGGCUCACAGCACGAAGCCAAGCCAUUCCCAGUGAAGGGCACUAGCUUUAAACGUAUCUAGCAUCAUCCUAUGUUGAUUAGCUGAGUGCAGCUGCAGCCCUGCCUCCUCCUGUAGAUGAAGGAUUUCCCGGUGUUACACCCUCACAGCACGCCAGCAACAGGCAAGGUGCUUUCAUGGGUUACCAGUUUCAUAACAAGCCAGUGUUACGAGCCCUCUGCCACUGGGCACCCACAACAGACAUGGGCAUAGCCCCAAGGGAAACAGACAGACAGUUGGGGCACCUCCAAUGAGCUGGGUAGACAAAGUGCCAGGUGCUCUGAGACACCAUUUCAGCAGGGACUGGGGAGGGUGAGUUCAUAAAGAGCAGCUGGUGCUCGUUAUGGAGAUGUUAGAGGUGAGAUAAACAUGAGACAGUCCCUUCUUCAUGUCCUCAUCCCUAGCUCACACACCUGGCUAGGUACAGCCCCUAUGACUUUCAGCACCAAACCCAGACACACAGUUUGUGCCAGGACUCCCAGAGCACUGCUGAUGGUGGGAGGCUUAGUGAGGUUUGGUUGAGGGCCACCUAAUGACGAACUCAGGCUGACCGCUCCAGCUCGGCAUGUUCAGCCCUCCACCCCCAGAAGCCUGAUGUCCCCUGAGUCUUUUCUCAACAGCCUCAAGCACUAGGGCUGUGCACCAUCUUUCCAAGCAUGUGAGAAAGGAGAGACCGACCAUGGUUCUGGAAGCGUGGGUCUCUGGAAAAUGUGGUGCAGCAGCUUCUCCAGGAGGGCAGGGCGAGCAACCUCAGUAUGUAGUGCACAACUGGGCAGAGAAUCCUGUGGGGUGCUCACUAGCUGGCACCUCUAAAGCCCUCCUUCCCCCAGAUCAUCUAGUCCAUGCCCCCGGUCCCACCAGAGCUAAAAGGCACUCCAGCCAGCCCUGGCCAGCUGGUUCAGUCAAAGAUAACCACAACGAAUAAAUCCCCUUGUGGGCUGCAUAUAGGCCUCAAAGAUGGCACCUUGACCAAUCUUGAUUUACAUGCCCCAGAUGCCAUGCCUCAGCAUUAAUGAGUGCAAGAACAGCCCUUGCCUCAAAACCAGCGGUGCAAGUUUGCCAACAGCUGAGGGUACUAACAGAGCAGUGGCAUUUACACCCGAGUGCAGAUGAGUCACUAAAACCCAACCAGAACCCAGGGACAGGUUUUGCACUUUUCAGGACAAACAGAUUCAGGCUGUGUUACUAAGACCCUGGCUUUGUAUUCACUGCCAGACAUUCUGUGCUCUCUGGAAAGAAUAGGGACCUGAGGCUCCUUAUAGGAACUACAAACCCCACUGUCAGCAGCAGCAUUCUCUUGCAAAGGUGCUCUGAUUUGGCACAUGGGCCAGCAGCUUAGGCACAUCACAAAAAAAGCUGAGAUGUGAGACCACAGAGCACAUCCUUAGUUUGGGAAAGGUAUCACUGCUCUUUGAAGUUGUUCUUCCAAGCGACUUUCAGCAGUUUGCAUUAGAGAAGAAAACCCAUAAAGAAGCCAUCACUGUCGUUUCUCCCUCCCCCUCUUCCCUCCCCUGUAUUACAAACUCUGGAGUUUAAUAAUUUUUGUAUUUUGCCCACUAGCUACCAGCUGACACAACAUCUGUCAGAGGUAUUUCUUGCAAGAUGACAAGGUUUGAAACCUGAGAUACUGAACUAAUUUGUUUCUGUCACUUGCAACUUACCGUAUUCUGCUUUCAUAUCAAGGUCCAAAUGAGAUGCUGUUCAGAAGUACUAGAAAUGGUGCAUUUGCUUUACAGUUGAUUUUAACCCGUCAGGAAUCUAAUGGAAAGCUCACUUGUCAUGCCGUGUAGCUCUAGCACAGCAGUAGCACAGCUAAAUGUGAAGAUACUAGGAUGCGACAGAAUGGAAUCUGGCUCAUGCUCAGUGCAUGCUAGCGCACUUUACUACCAUUGCAGUCAGAGCACAGCCUCUGCAGCCUCCAUGACCUUGGUAAUGGCUGCAUUAUGCUGAAAGAAAAAACUGCUUUAUACAUCAGCCGUGCUCUACUGUCUCCAGAAAGAGCCAUGGAAUUCAGCUUUCUAAAAGGAUUAGCAGAUUAGCAGAAGUCAGCAAAGAAAACCCCACUGAAACAUUUAAGAUUGAAGACCUCUGUUUCCCACGUUUCCUGAGGACUGAGUCAUAACAUUGGAUAUCUAGGGGCAGGACUUCCUCUCCCCCUGCUUCUCCCUUUAUGACUGCUGGAGGGUAGAGUAUAUUGUUUAUCCUCCUACACAUAAGAAGUUUGACAAUAUCUUGUGAAAUCAAAUUGGAAGAAAAAAAUAGAGGUUGCUUUUGAGGAGAAAAGAUACUUAAAAUACUCAUAUUUAAAUAAUAACAGAUAAAGCUCAAAGAAUGGAGCAAUAUGUAGAUAAACAGAAAAUAUCUUUCAUUUAUGCACUGUUAACAGUAUUAUACUCUGAAUCUAAUUAAGAUGCUAAACAUUUCUCAAGAUGCAGGGUGGUUUCUUUUGUAUCAUUUUCACUGAGCUGUAUCUGCUCACCCUUCAACACCCCAGUGGUGGAAGAUGCAACUACAAGAAAUCUAAGCAAACGAGUGGGUAGUUAUCCUAUUAAAAGCACUUGCGGCUUGUGGACCAUCAUUUCUUGGUGUCUGACUGCAACUCAUCACUCAUUCUCUAACAGAAUCCACUGUGCCGAACA